Molecule: messenger RNA, 2748 nt
Organism: Xiphophorus maculatus (southern platyfish)
Lineage: Eukaryota; Metazoa; Chordata; Actinopteri; Cyprinodontiformes; Poeciliidae
Gene: dcstamp
Product: dendrocyte expressed seven transmembrane protein
Exons: 3
Coding region: 231-1670 (479 amino acids)
Cellular component (GO): membrane
Source: RefSeq, a predicted model, not a curated record
ACGUUCUUACUGCUCUGAACUGGAACUAAGCCGACUGGACGCAACUGGAUUUAUCUUCAGUAUUUGGAAGUUGUAUCUCUUGUGUAGCCACUGACUCUGUGCUCGUCAGGUUUGUGAUUUACCCGACAUUUCCUGAACUAAAUAUCUACGUAAUCAAAAUCAAAUGAGCUGUUUUGAACUGUUCUUCUUUCCCUUUGCAGAUUUUCCUUUCUAAGGAUCUGUCUGCCACGAUGCUGCUGUCCUGGAACUCUGUGAAGCAGCACCUGGAGGAGACGGCCUCCCAGGCCUUAGACGUUUUCACCACCGGUGAAAGGACGACCUGGAGGAGGACCGUCCUCCUCCUCCUCACCUGCAUCACGUCGAGCCUCCUGCUCGGCUCCCUGCUCCUCCUCUACCUCCUCUUCGCUGUGGAUUAUGAAGUGGAAGUCGCAGGUGGCAUUACGGUCUGCUUCGGGGUUUCACUAACCGUUGCCCUUUUCGUUUCAACCAGAGCGAGAUGUCUGGGGACUCUGUUUGUCGUUUCCAUUUUCAUGAAGAAGAGCCGGAACCUGCUGCUGACCGCCGGAACGAGUUUAGUCGUUCUUAAAAACGUCCGCAACACUCUGCGGAACCUGACCCGCCUGACGGGGAGCAUGAUCUGCAACCUGAAGGCAAAGAAAGAAUCCGUCGUCGCUCCAUUUAGCAACUAUGUCAAGAUGCUGGAGUGGAUCGGAGGCGUCCUCAAAGGGGUCACCGACCUGGGAGUUGUCAACCUUGACUCAAAGCUGAAGGUUUCGCCGAGAAUAGAGUCGGACGUGUUGAGGUUGAGGCUGAGCGAGGCCGAGCAGAGGCUGAACGAGACCGUAAGGUAUUUUCACGGCGUCAUGGAAACGGUCUCCUCGGUGACGGACAAGAUGCUAACCGCCGUCAGCUUCCUGGUGCUGUUCAUGUUCAUAGCUGUGCGCAUCAGAAAGUACCGCAGCGACAUGAAGUACGAGAACAGCUUCAUCAGCGCGCGGUUUGUCGAGUUUGACGAGAAGCAGAAGGCCGAAGGGAAGCCUCACGUUCUCCCGCUCACCCCGAAGGAGGAGAGGCGCUACGCCGCCAUUCCCUCGGUGCGUCCCACCAGCAGCGAGGGGAAAGCCAUGCUGAAGUUCGGAGCUCCGGUAAUCUCCCACUUUGUGACCUGGGCCCUUUUCAUAGCGGUGGACGCCUUGCUGUACUGCUUUGUUGAUAUUGUUACCAAGAAAUUAACGGAGCUGAAGCCAUUUCAUGUGCCCCUGAUGAUCAGCUUCAAAGGGAUUGCGACCUUGAUAGGCAUACAGAUUGAAGAAGAAAACCGUCAAAAGGAUUUUUCCUACUCCGUGACUUUGUUUGAGAGGAAGUGUCUCCCUGAACCCGAGCUGCUGUUGUCUAACUCUGUGCUGCCGCUGAGCGCCAUCCUCAUCACCCUGAUCAUUAUGGCUCUGAUGGCUUCCAAAGUCUCCCAGCUCAGACUGAUGGUCUGCGAUCGGUUCUUUUCCGAUGCCAGCAAUGCAAGGGUGGAGUUCCUGCAUCGCAAGAUCCUGAGAAAAAGAUUGCAAACGAACAAGAAAGAAAAUGAAGGCAGCAUUAUGUCAUUUAUUCUAAAGCUACGUUUCUGGUGUCCGAUGUUCUUCCGGCCCAAAGAUGAGCCUCAGAGUAUUGCUUAAAGAUAUGGUUCUGUUUACCCAUAAUGCUAUCACGUUCAAUCAGUCGCAGGUUUGUUUAAGACACUGACUGUUUUUAAUUUUUUUAAAAAUGGUCCAUCUUCAGGAUGGAAGAAACACGGAUCAUGGUAUUUAAAGAAUACAUUUGUGUGGAUGCACAAAACCUGGAAUCAACUAUGUUUUCUCCUGGUUAAGAUCAGGAAUGCUCUGAUCUGACCCAACGUAUCGACUGGAGAUCGAAAUCAAGACUUUUCGAUGACAAACCUCGACCUCCAUGACUCAUUCAGCAGGUCCAGUGGUCUAUGUUCUUGUUAACUGCACCUCCAGAGAGCCAUGUGUCCCAUGUGAGGCCGGAUGUUUAAAGCAACAACUGAGAACACUACACUAAGUGCCGUACACAUUACUUUGUCGCUCUACCAAGGCUGGGUCUCUAGAUGACACCAGGAGCUGCUCCAGCUCCUGGUCUGUGUCAUGUGACUGCGCUAUGUUGUGUUCAGGUUCCUCUGGCUAUUUGAGAGGAGCUGCACAGAGAGCAACUCAAACACUUGUUUUGGAAUUGUAUCAUGUUCGAUGCAAAGCACUACGUUUCUAAAGCAGGAGUUCAACUUUUUCCUGUAAGUUAUUAUUAUUAUUUUUUUACAGUGAACAACGAUGAAAAGUGUUACAAACUGUCGGAUCAGCAAGUCAAAUCAAAACAGAGCGCAAACAAGCUAAAGGUAGCUUCAGUACAUCACCGACAGGAGCAAGAUGUGAGAUCAUUGCAGAUCACUGAAGACUGUAUAAUGAGAAGACUGUAUAAUAACACACUUUACAGCAUAUUGUCUGUAGCUAGCUAUUCUCACCAAAAUAAACUACGUGGGCCAGCACAUUGUUGACAGUAUGUUUCUGUCUGGCAGAAACUACGGUUCGGACAAAAUAUGUUCAUAGUCAAGGAAAACUGCUACUCCAGUGCCCAAAACUUUAUUGGUGAGUGAGUUAAGUAGAAAACAAUUACAUUAUGUUGACUGACACACUGAUAGAAUAGAAUAUCUUUAUUUUACAGGAACUUAGCAUUGCUGGAAAUUGACCAGAGUUUGCCAAA